Molecule: messenger RNA, 2102 nt
Organism: Fundulus heteroclitus (mummichog)
Lineage: Eukaryota; Metazoa; Chordata; Actinopteri; Cyprinodontiformes; Fundulidae
Gene: mcmbp
Product: minichromosome maintenance complex binding protein
Exons: 16
Coding region: 145-2037 (630 amino acids)
Biological process (GO): DNA-templated DNA replication
Molecular function (GO): chromatin binding
Source: RefSeq, a predicted model, not a curated record
ACCAAACCACGGAGUGACGCAAAUUUCCCGCCCUGGUCUCUGCCAGAUUACCGUGUGACGGGAAAGUCAACAAAGUAAGAGGAUUCCUCGCAGAUUUUCCUCGCGUGUACUAUCAUCACUCGUGCCUCCCGUGACAGCUGAGCCAUGCCUUCCACUCAUGACUGGAUCAACGAGCCUCUGGGUGUCGUGGAGGGGAUGUUCGCUGCUUCCCAGACUGAUCAGAGCUCAGGAUGGGAGGCGAAGGCGGUGGAGUUUUUCAGAGAGCAGCUGAAGGAGAAAGAAGCUCAGACUCGGGUCCCGUCUCUGAACGACGUCCCUCUGCACUACCUGAAGCCCAACAGCCUGGUGAAGUUUCGCUGUUUAAUCCAAGACAUGUUUGAUCCGGAGUUCUACAUGGGAGCCUAUGAGACUGUCGAUCCGUCCACAAAGGCCAAAACGCUGCGAUGUGGCAAAUAUAAAGACGUGACAGAGUCUGGGGUGGACUUAAAUUGGAGAAGCACAGUAACUGCAGAGAGACAGACUUUCUACUGUGUUCCCAUCCCUGGAGAAAACCAGUGGGCCAAGGACGGGUAUGCAGAGACGACGGGUAACCAGGGGAGGGCGGUCCCCUCCACGUCGUACGUGCCGAGCAGACAGAAGCGGAGCUACGAGGAGGACGAGGAAAUGGAAGUUCAGCCACAGAAGCAGAAGGAGUCUCAUGGAGCUUCUCAGAGCACAACAGACCAGCAUGGCAAUGGCGACUGUAAGCGCCAGGAGACGGAAGCUCCCUCCAUCCAGGCAGCAUCUGCCUCCCACCUCGACCUCAACUUCCCCCUGCCGGGUGAGAAAGGCCCCUCCUGCUUAGUCAAGGUGUAUGAGGACUGGGACAGCUUCAAACUGAAUGAUACGCUGGAGGUCUACGGGAUCCUGUCAGUCAGUCCUGCUCUCAGUGCUCUGGCCGAUGAAAAGGAUGCCUUCCUGGACCCCACAGAAAACAUGGAGACUGCAGAGGAGCAGAGAGUCCACAGCCCACCAGCCUCACUCGUCCCCCGUCUUCACAUGCUGUACGCCAAGCGGCUGGCCCACAACAACCCGCUGCUGCCGUACGGUGGCCUGGAGGAAAGCAGCGCCUUUUUGUCGUCGACUCUGGGGGAGAUGGCCGCCGUCAGGGCGGAGCUGCUCUCAUACUUCACCCACGUCCUCCUGGGAGACGCCCUGGCUGCUGAGUACCUCCUCCUUCAUCUUAUUUCUACCGUGUACGCCAGGCGAGACGUUCUGCCGCUGGGCAAGCUGGCCUUGAACCUGAGUGGUUGUCCCGCCGUCUCCUCAUACACAGAGCGCCUCUACCAGAUCAUCCAGCAGCUCGUGCCUUCGUCCUACUACCUGGCGAUGAGCCUCCAGAACAUGAACCAGAUGCGGCUGGUGCCUAAGAAGGACUAUGUGGCAAACCGGCUGGUGAGCGGAGCGCUGCAGCUGGCUAAGAACACGUCCCUCUUCCUGGAUGAAACCCAGCUGGAGCAGGGGCAGCUGGACACCACUGGUGUGCGUAACGUUACGGCCCUGGGGAACCUGAUCUCUUGGCAGAAGGUGGAUUAUGACUUUAACUUCCACCAGAUGGAGUUCCCCAGCAAUGUUAAUGUGCUCAUUGCGUCAGAGGGCCGCUCGCUGCUGCCGUCCGACUGUCACAUUCACCUGCAGCCUCAGGUGGCUCCGUCUCACAUGGAGGAGUAUCUGGGCAGCCUCCAUAUCCAUUCGCAGGCCUCAUCACAGCUGAACAAGUUCAGAGUCUUCCUGGGCGUGGCUCGGCUGCUCGACUACAGCAUCUCAGAGGAAGUGACAAAGGCAGUUGAAGACGACUUUGUUGACAUGAGGAAGGACGACCCCCAGAGCAUGUCUGCUGACGCCCUCCACAGGAUGCUGGUUGUGGCGAGGCUGCUGUCGCUGAGCCUAGGACAGACGUCUCUGUCCAGAGACAGCUGGCUCAGGGCCAGACACAUUGAGACGCUGCGAAGGAGCCGGAUGGAGCAGCACAAGAGCGUCAACGGCAACGAGCCGUGAUCACCGCCAUUUUUGUUUAUUUUUGAUAUCCGUUUGUAAUAAAGACUUUUUUCAUGUCCCCUUCA